Vavraia culicis subsp. floridensis is the source of this 894-nucleotide messenger RNA. RefSeq lists its product as uncharacterized. The record is from RefSeq and is a predicted model, not a curated record. Bases 1 to 894 code for a protein of 297 amino acids. The transcript has a single exon. NCBI's taxonomy places the organism in Eukaryota, Fungi, Microsporidia, Pleistophoridae.
AUGCUGAAAAACACGAAAACGGACCAGACCCCGUUAGAAACACGGGAUGCCCUGUUGAAACGGCAGGCUGCACAGUGUUGGAAAAGUUGCUUCUCGAUCUGCCUAUUCGCGUACAACGUGAUGAAAACCGACAACAUGCAGAAAAACCAUCAUCUAGACAUUCUGGGCAGAGAGCUAGACAUGCUCAGAACAGAAAACAAGCGCAUCACGGAUGUGUUUGUUGCAGAGCUCGGGCGAGUGAAGAAUCUUCUGAUCAGUGGAACAGAUCACGGUCCGCUGCUCAAAAUGGUAGCGGACAUGCAGACACGUGUGUAUUCGAUGGAGAAUGCCCUGAAAACAGAAAACGAGACAGCAAGAUGCAGGGAAGAGGCGGCCGGUUUAAGAGAUGAACUGCACAGGGCACGAAGUGAGAACGGAAAGAUGCGGCACGACAAGCAGUUGCUGGAGGAAGAAUUGAGGGGAAAAGAAACAAUGGAUGGAAUCAGAACAGCAAUUGAAACGAUUGGAACGGACCUGGCCAGAGCAAACGAGAACCACACGGUACAGAGGAAUCUUCUGCUCAGAAAUAUGGACACAAGGAGGGAUUUAAAGCGGGUUUAUCGGGAAAAAAUAAGUCGAGUCUCGCGCGUGCUGGUAGUCCUGAGAGCAGAAUGCAGCAGUUUGCGUGAGCCACUGGCAGAUGUGAUGAAGCUUGUGGAUGGUCUUUGUAAAUUAAAAAACGCUGUGUUCAACGAACAGGCAGUGCGAGAUAGAGACGUGAUUGCCAGGAUGCGAAAUGACUACGAGAGUAAAAUACGGUGUUUCCAGGAUGAAGUAGCACGGUUGAAGAGAUCGAGGCGAGAGAGAAGAAGCAAACCAGACAACUCGGAUGUCUGGAACGUGUUUGAGAACUGA